AUGCCGCCGCUGCCCCCGGCCAGGCAGAGUGGGGGCGCGCCGGGCCCGGCGAGGGGGGCGGCCCCAGCAGAGCCCCCAUGCCGGGGCGGCCCGGGGGGCGGCCCCUGCUUCCCCCACCCGCGCUCGCCGACCGACGAGCUCGCCGCGCGCGGUCCCGCUGCCCGCGCCGCUGCCGGUGCCGCCGCCUCCGCAGGGGAGCGAGCGCCUCGGCCCGGACACCCCCCCGCGCGCCCGCCGCCGCCCAGCGCGCAGGCGCCACAGGGAGCCCACCCCGCACGGCGGGCCCGAGCCGGUGGGCCCCGCGGCGGCAGGGCGCAUGCGCAGAGCGUCCCCGCGGCCGUCGGGGCUGGGACUAGCGGCGGGGCGGCCCGGUUCCCCGGGCCUCUUUGCCGCCGGGCUUGCGGCCAGCCGGGUGUGCGGAGGGGUGCGGUUUUGGUGCUGCUGUUCCCGCCGAGCUUCUCAGGCGAGGAUAACCCAAAAUCAUUGCGAGACAUGAGGCGGGAGGGAAAGGCACGGCCUCCGCCGCUGAGAAAUACAGCUGAUGGUUCUUUGCAGGCCCAGACAUCUCUUCAUCAGUUUAUAUUCCAGCACUCUGGAAAAAGAAUUGCUGCUUCCCAGGAGAAAAUGAAAACCUUUAUAAGUUUGGUGCUGGUAAAGACCCUGAAGACCCCCUGCAUGUAGGAGACAAACGUGCGUGUUGUAAUUGUUAUUACAGAAAAUAAAAAUCAGUAGGCACAAACUUA
Aquila chrysaetos chrysaetos is the source of this 743-nucleotide messenger RNA. Its product is annotated as translation initiation factor IF-2-like. Bases 1 to 681 code for a protein of 226 amino acids. The record is from RefSeq and is a predicted model, not a curated record. NCBI's taxonomy places the organism in Eukaryota, Metazoa, Chordata, Aves, Accipitriformes, Accipitridae. The transcript has 4 exons.